This is a messenger RNA of Heterocephalus glaber (naked mole-rat), 1454 nucleotides long. RefSeq names its product archaelysin family metallopeptidase 2 (gene Amz2). Gene Ontology annotation, molecular function: metallopeptidase activity. NCBI's taxonomy places the organism in Eukaryota, Metazoa, Chordata, Mammalia, Rodentia, Bathyergidae. Gene Ontology annotation, biological process: proteolysis. The record is from RefSeq and is a predicted model, not a curated record.
AAGGGUGUGGCAGUGAUGAUCCUCUGCUCAGAGUUUGAGCUCUGGAGGCCUUUGAUGGGAAAUUUUCUGCCGCCUAUUGAACCCCAGAAUAAGGAGAUUUAAUGAAAACAGACAUUAGCUUAAAUUUUCCCCUCAGUUGUCUAAUCAUUAAACUGAAAAAAAUCUAGAUAAUUAGAAAAUAUGAUAGGAUCCAGACAGAGAUGUUGUUUUUUCCUUUUCUAAUUCAAAAAACCAUGUGAUGGAACAUCUGUUUGACCCAUUCAAUGGAAGGAUGAAAGCUUUACACAGGAACAUGCCGUGAAUGAAAGAGACCUGUCAUUAUGCGAAUAGUACGGCACUCUGAACAGACACUCAAAACAGCUCUCAUCUCAAAGAACCCAAAGCUUGUAGCACAGUAUGAGAAAUUAGAUGCUGGGGAGCAGCGUUUAAUGAGCGAAGCCUUCCAGCCAGCCAGUGAUCUCUUUGUACCCAUUACCUUACAUUCCCAGUCCGAUUGGAUCACCUCUCACCCGGAGGCUCCCCAGGACUUUGAGGAGUUUUUCAGUGAUCCCUACCGAAAGACACCCUCUCCAGAGAAACGCAGUAUUUGUAUACAGUCCAUUGGAGCUCUAGGAAACACUAGAGUUAUCAGUGAAGAAUACAUUAAACGGCUCAAGGGCUACUGUGAAGCAUUUUUCUAUGGCCUGACAGUAAAACUGCUAGAACCAGUUUCUGUUUCUGCCACCAGGUGUUCCUUUAGAGUCAAUGAUCAUACACAAAAUCUACAAAUUCAUGCAGGGCAUAUCCUGAAUUUCUUAAAAAAGAAGAAACCUGAAGAUGCCUUCUGUGUUGUGGGGAUAACAAUGAUUGAUCUUUACCCAAGAGACUCAUGGAAUUUUGUCUUCGGACAGGCCUCUCUGACAGAUGGUGUGGGGAUAUUCAGCUUCGCCAGGUACGACAGGCACUUCUAUACCUCACACUAUGAAGGCAAAGUGAAGAAGCUCCACAAAAAAUCUUCCAGUGACUAUUCCAUUUUUGAUAACUAUUAUAUUCCUGAAAUCACUAGUGUUUUACUUCUGCGAUCCUGUAAGACUUUAACCCAUGAGAUUGGACAUAUAUUUGGACUGCAACACUGCCAGUGGCUUGCAUGCCUAAUGCAAGGCUCCAACCACUUGGAAGAAGCUGACAGGCGCCCUCUAAACCUUUGCCCUAUCUGUUUACGCAAGUUGCAGUGUGCUAUUGGCUUCAGUAUUGUAGAAAGAUACAAGGCACUGGUGAGGUGGAUUGAUGACGAAUCCGCUGACAUACCAAGAGCAACUCCAAAGCAUAGUUGUGAGAACAAUGUGAAUUUGCCAAAACCCAUCGAAGCCUUUAAGGAAUGGAAAGAAUGGAUAAUAAAAUGCCUUGCUGUUCUCCAAAAAUAAGAGUCUUCAGAUAGGAGUAAUAAAAUAAAUACUUGCACGUUAUGCUCUCAA